UCUUAGGCUACCUACCUAGUCAAGGCCUGCCAGGCUUGUCAGGGACCUGCUCAACUCGUCCUCGUCCUGCCAAUUAUUGAUCGUAGACUGAUUACAUGUGUCAAGGGCUGAUCGUAGAUUCUGGGCAGGUAUUCACUCGCCUUGCAGCCACUCAUCGUCCUCGUGGAUGGCUAGUCUUUAUCCAGUUGACUUAUAAGAGAGUUAACGGCCAUACUAAUGCAUUCUGUUAUCUGCACUCGGCCCACACACCUCACCCUUCUUCCCAUGACAAUUCGACAAUUCGACAAUUCGACCGCGCUUCAUCUCGGGUCUUUCUCGCUGUAAAGCCGUCGAGAUAAUUAAAUAUGCAAGCGAACUGCCUCGAUAUUGGUAUCGUCUCUUUGUCUAUUGCCUCUCCAUCGCCAGUUGCGGUUCGUGGGCCGAGACCUAUCCGCAUCAUUCCCU
This is a messenger RNA of Daldinia caldariorum, 444 nucleotides long. RefSeq lists its product as uncharacterized. The transcript has a single exon. Bases 96 to 338 code for a protein of 80 amino acids. NCBI's taxonomy places the organism in Eukaryota, Fungi, Ascomycota, Sordariomycetes, Xylariales, Hypoxylaceae. The record is from RefSeq and is a predicted model, not a curated record.